CGGCGAAGAACAGCCUGGCGACGUUCCUGGAGAGCCCAGCGGAGGCCGGAGAGCCCGGGGCAGGCUGAGGGAAUGCCCUGAGCCCCCGCCAUCGAGGCACUGCCCCGGGCGAGGGCCAGCCCAGCGCUGCGUCUGAACUUAACAAAACUCCCAUACAAAUCCCACGUUACCUGUUUAAAAGGCACAGAACGACAAGGCAUAGAGCUAGCGACAGUUUCUGUUAACCUGGGGGGGGGCGAGGGGGGAGAAGCAGAGACGCAGAAAGUUUAUGAGGGAAAAUAUGUAUAAAAAUUACAUUUUUAUAGCUUUCUGCAGUGAUCAUUGUCAAUCUGAAAAAGGAGUUUGGAAGACCUAGGCAAGCAGCCUGCUGUUCAUUACCACAAACCAUUAAACUGAGGGUGAAGCAAUCUCAGCCCAUCCACUGAUAUCAGAUCACCACACCUUACAGAGCCUCAGAGGAUUUCAGCACAUUCUGAUGAUCCUUUGUGCCUUCCACACACAGCCCAGAGGUUUGGCCAUGCCAUGGUCCAAGGUCUAGUUUGAAGCAGCAUUGCUGUGCCCCCCCCAUUGGUUCUCAGGCUCCAGUUUAAUGAAGACAGACCAGCUCUUAAACUCACCAGUUUCAGCAAGAUACAACCCAGCUUCUAGAGUUCCUCUGACCUUGCAAGUUGGAGUGAGAUUUUUUAACAUGUUGCCUGUUAAAGGAUAUUACUGAGUGGUGAAAAAUGUUGCUGGAUAUUUUUCAAGAAGUUUCUCUAAGCCUUUCCUGUUCUUCUAAAUCCUAUUACAUGCCUGGAAAAAGGAGUAGAAGUUUGGGGCAGUCCCAGUCAGACAGCUGGGCAGUCAGACUUCUAUCUUUAAUAGAGACGUAAUAAUUUUUGCUUUAAAAGCUACAUGAGUCACGAAUCAUCCCUGUCAUGUGAAUCCACAUGCAUCACAGUUGGAAGAAAAAAGGUGCUCUAAAUGAAGUCUGCCACAGAUACCUGAAUUCUAACACUGUUUGGAACUGAAAGACAACGGGAUUUCACCUUCUGGAGCAGAGAUUUCAUGGAUUCCAAUUCCAACACCGUGGUGGUAACUGGUUUUGGUCCCUUCAGACAAUACCUGGUUAAUUCCAGCUGGGAGGCAGUGAAGGAGCUGUCCAAGAGAGGCCUUGGUGAAAACAUCGAUCUCCAGGUCAUGCAGCUGCCAGUGGUUUACCAAAAAGCAAAGGAGCAAGUCAUCAAGAUAUGGACGACUCUUCAGCCACUGCUUACUGUUCACGUUGGGCUGGCUUCAUCCACCACAGUCAUCAUCCUGGAGCAGUGUGGGAAGAACAAAGGCUACCAAGACAGGGAUGCUUGUGGUUUUCACCCAGAAGGUGCCUGCUGCGUGCUAGAUGGCCCAGAAAAGAUUGAAUCUACAAUUAAUAUGAAGACUCUCUGGAAAAACGUUUCAGUGGAAGGGAUUGAUAUCAUCUUCUCCAGAGAUGCAGGGAGGUACAUCUGUGAUUACACCUACUACACUUCUCUGUAUUAUGGCAAUGGAAGAGCAGCUUUCAUCCAUGUGCCUCCAUUAUCCAAGUCAGUAACAGCAGACUUUCUAGGAAAAGCAUUACAGACCAUUAUCUUGGCAAUGUUAGAACAGUGUGGGGUGGAUCAUAUAGGAAAAAAAAAAAGAUGAUUUCUUAGAAAGCAAUUCCCUACUUCUUAAAUGAAGCAAAUCUAAAGAUUAUUUAAAACCUUCACACAAAAGGAUUUUAUAGCCCAUGUUAUUUUCAGUGAAAUUUCCUUGCAAAACCCAAACAACUGUUUACAUCUCUGAGAAAAAAGCUCGAGGGGAAAAACCAAGUAACCGGCAGUUUGUCUUGCUAAAAAUAAGGUUGUUUCAGACUUCAGAAAGUGUGAAACUGGAUUUCAAACAUUUUAGAUGCCUAAUCCUAGUUCUGUUGGUUAUAAAGACAUUAACAAAGACUUGCUGAACCGAGGUGGGCUCUCAGAGCUGUAAGGACUCAGCACUGGAUGGAUGGAACAGAGAUCCCCCCAAGCCCAUCCCAGUCCAGCUGAAGUGCCCACACAGAACAUGUGGUAUGGGAGAAACAGGGGUCCUGGUAUGUGAAGUUCUACAAUUCCCCCUCCCUGACCUGCUGUAAAUGCUGCUUUCCCCAUCAGCAAUGGGCUCUGAGCCCAGGGGGACUUCCAAGUACAGAGAAAACUGGAGUCCAGCAGGAUCUGGAAUGCUCUUGGUAAUUUCAGUUUCAGCCUGAAACCACCACUAACCCCAAAUUCUCAGUGCCUGUCCCAAAGAAAAACACCACAGUCCUUCCACAGAGCACAGCCCAAAAACAAGUUUUCAGCAGGACAGGUCAUGGCUAUUCAGGGACUGACACAUCAAAAUCCAACAGCCAACCUGUCCCAGGAAAGGCAAUCC
This is a messenger RNA of Manacus vitellinus (golden-collared manakin), 2409 nucleotides long. It is a transcript of the gene PGPEP1L, whose product is annotated as pyroglutamyl-peptidase I like. The transcript has 8 exons. Gene Ontology annotation, cellular component: cytosol. Gene Ontology annotation, molecular function: pyroglutamyl-peptidase activity. Lineage: Eukaryota; Metazoa; Chordata; Aves; Passeriformes; Pipridae. The record is from RefSeq and is a predicted model, not a curated record. Gene Ontology annotation, biological process: proteolysis. The coding region runs from base 1048 to 1662 and encodes 204 amino acids.